UCCAGUUGUUUACCUAUUGAUUAUGUGUCUCCCAUAUACAUUAGAUCAUACCUCAGGAGAAUGACACACACUCCAGCCUGACAUAUAAGUACAUCAUCCAUGAAGACUCCGUACCGACAAUCAACAGCAACAACGUCAUCCAGGAGGAGCUGGACACUUUCGAGUGGGCGUUGAAGAGCUGGUCUCAGUGCUCCAAACCCUGUGGUGGAGGUUUCCAGUAUACAAAGUAUGGAUGCCGGAGGAAAAGUGACAAUAAAAUGGUUCAUCGCAGCUUCUGUGAGGUCAAUAAAAAGCCAAAACCCAUCAGACGCAUGUGUAACAUUCAGGAGUGCACACACCCACUCUGGGCAGCAGAAGAAUGGGAACACUGCAGCAAAAGCUGUGGCAGCUCUGGGUACCAGCUCCGCACUGUGCGUUGCCUCCAGCCGCUCCAUGAUGGCACCAACCGCUCUGUGCACAGCAAGUACUGCCUGGGGGAGCGUCCUGAGAGCCGCCGGCCAUGCAACAGAAUGCCCUGCCCAGCCCAGUGGAAAACAGGGCCCUGGAAUGAGUGUUCCGUGACCUGUGGUGAAGGAACAGAGGUGAGGCAGGUUCUCUGUAGGACUGGAGACCACUGUGAUGGCGAAAAGCCGGAGUCUAUCAGAGCCUGCCAGCUGCCUCCCUGUAAUGAUGAGCCAUGUUUGGGCGACAAGUCCAUAUUCUGUCAAAUGGAGGUACUAGCACGAUACUGCUCCAUACCUGGGUAUAACAAAUUAUGUUGUGAGUCAUGUAGCAAGCGCAGUGGUACCCUGCCACCACCAUACCUCCAAGAAGUUGCUGAAAUCCAUAGUGAUGCUAUCUUUGGCCCUAGUGACCUCCCCGGGUCCCUAGUGAUGCCUACGCCUUUUCACCCAUACUACUCAGGGACCCGCGCUGAGAAGAAAUCCUCGAGUAGCAUCUCAUCCAUAGCAAGUCCAAAUGCAUAUGCUGCUUUCCGAGCCAGCAGCAGGCCUGGUGCUAACUUCCCCCGGAAGAAAGCACAACAGGCUGGAAGAACGACGCUGGUGUCAAUGCCAUCCUCCUCAGCCGUAAAGACUGAUCACCUGCAUUCUGCCUCAACUGUGGCUGCUGCCCCCUCCCCUGUUAUCAGUGAUGCAAUUGGUGCUCCUCCUCAGACAAGAACCCCAAAGAAAGAUAGAAAGAGUAUUAGCAGGAGACAUCCCAUCAGUUCAACCACCUCAGAGAGAUGAGAACGUGGACCAACAGAGCUAGAAAUCAAAGGGAACCCUGGACAGCCGCCCUCCCUGCAUGGUGCAUACAGCUUGUUAAAAAGCAGUACUCUCAACACAAGGUUUACUCAUGUGCUCUGGAAACGGAAAGACAGGAAGUGCUGGUUCACUCCAUCCUCCUCCUGUUCUGCAUCAGCGUGUUUAACAGAACCCAUUGGAAGAAAGCGCCAAAGACUGUUUUCAGAAGGAAGGAGCCCAGCUGCAGCAUCCCCUUCCUAGAAUCCCAGCAUUUGGGGAUCUUAGGCAAGAGAAUAGCUGACAGCUCUGGGCCAGCCUGAAACACCUCUCUCAAAAACAAACAAACAAAAAGAAAUGGAACGUGGUUAAAAGUGUUGGUUGCUCUCUAAGGAAGGAAAGAGACUAGAGCCAAUUGUGCAUAU
Molecule: messenger RNA, 1648 nt
Organism: Acomys russatus (golden spiny mouse)
Lineage: Eukaryota; Metazoa; Chordata; Mammalia; Rodentia; Muridae
Product: A disintegrin and metalloproteinase with thrombospondin motifs 3-like
Exons: 5
Coding region: 258-1229 (323 amino acids)
Biological process (GO): extracellular matrix organization
Cellular component (GO): extracellular matrix
Molecular function (GO): metalloendopeptidase activity
Source: RefSeq, a predicted model, not a curated record